UGUUUUAAUCCCGGCGGCCACAGGAGGAAACCAUGAGACCGUCCCACCCCUGAAAACAAACGCUGAGCUCGAUAAGACUGACAUGGACGGUUUAUAAGCAUGUUUCUAUCUGUUUGUGACAGGCCUGUGGCUCCUGUCCCGAGUGGCCGCUAAGGGACAACCUUCCCUGCUUCUGUUUGCGCAGCGCAGCAUCGGGACGAGUGUCACUGCGUAACGUUCGGGAGGAUCAGCAUCACGCCCGGGGAGGCCGCGUUCAGGAACUGCACUACACAGGACGCCAGUGAUGAAAACACUCGGGUAUUGUCUGACUCCCCCCACUUCAUAAACACAUCACCAUGGCGACGAGAAGAAAAGGCUCCACCUCUAAGGGUGGGGUGCGUUUCCCUGACGACGAUGAGCCCCCUGGCUCCCCAACGCGGAGAGACGACCAGUCAAACGUCUCCACGCUCAUCGCAGCCCUGGAGAAGGAUGGCACGUACCUAGUCAAGGCUGGUUUCCUGAAAAGCCACCACUGUUAUGAGAUUGUCUUCACAGUCCCAGAUGUGCCCUCACUGGGCAAAGAGCUCUCCUGUUUUCCUUCCUCGUCCCCCACUCGCAGGUCCUCCAGCCUCCACGUGCAUCGCACGACCUCCACACUAGAAGGGGGAGUAAAAGUGAUGUGUGAGUACAGGACGCGCCAGGAGGGAGUCCAGCAGGAGCUGAUGACUCUGGUGACCAGAGGAAGAAGGGACAGCAGCGUGAAGGUCAAACUGCAGGCCAAGGUCAUCGACCCACAUCACGGCACUCCCAUGCUGCUGGAGGGUGUGAGGUGUCUGGGCGCUCAGAAGGACGCCCAUGCAAAGAAGAAGUGAUCCACAUGUUCUGUACGUGUACUGUAUCAAAGCAUCAUUCAGCAACUGGGCCAGGAUUAGUGGGUUAGGAAAUCCUACGUAUUUGCAUCGACUCAUUUUCAGUUUCCAAUUCCCAUACACUCAUCAUGGAAUGAUGGAUCUGCUGCAUUGCUCAGUCACUAAUUCACAAACUAAGUGGUUUUAGAUCUUUCACCAUUGAAUCAGUGUUUUAGGGGUUUGUAUGUAGUUCUGACGUGUGAUUUGAAUCUCUCUGAGCUGGAGAAGACACCAGUGAAUUAGGCCCGAAGAAGAGAACCUGACAUUCAUGUCACUGAUGAAUGUAUGUGACUCAGUUGUACAUAAUAAUCAGAUCCAUUACUACUUGUAUGAACCAAGAACAAUUCCUUGUUUUUAACUGUGUGUUUACUUUGCAGUGAAAUAAGGAGAAACCUGACAUUUUAAUUGAAUCUUCUUGGUGCCAUUAGAGAUCGUCAGGUCUUGUCCUCUGAGCUGUAGCUGUUAGUGUCACUUUAUUUGGGUAAUAAUAAGUAACUUUGUGUAGAAACUCUGAUGUCACACACAUUAAUAGAAAUAGUACAUCUAAAUAAAUAACUGGGCAGCUGCCAAUGAGUUUGUUGAGUGUAAUGUUGCUUCAGUCUCACUGAUUUCUGUUUGCUCAAUGACAGAACAGCCAUGACGUCAUCAUCUGGCUUUUUCCAGAUCUUACCGUCUGUCUAAACUUGAGACUUGUUCCUGAUUUGUGUGAAUGUUCACCACAAAGACACUCAUCUCACAGUGCAGUAGUAUGUCUAUUGGAAUGAACCGGCAACAGUACAGUAAUCUGUAUCAAUCAGACGUUGCACUUUAUUGCUGUUGUAGUUCAUCAUCAGUUUUUCUGAUUAAAGCCAUUCAUGAAGGAAGAAAA
Betta splendens (Siamese fighting fish) is the source of this 1755-nucleotide messenger RNA. RefSeq names its product adipose secreted signaling protein (gene adisspa). The record is from RefSeq and is a predicted model, not a curated record. NCBI's taxonomy places the organism in Eukaryota, Metazoa, Chordata, Actinopteri, Anabantiformes, Osphronemidae. Bases 336 to 851 code for a protein of 171 amino acids. The transcript has 7 exons.